Molecule: messenger RNA, 842 nt
Organism: Drosophila miranda
Lineage: Eukaryota; Metazoa; Arthropoda; Insecta; Diptera; Drosophilidae
Product: transcription initiation factor IIA subunit 2
Exons: 1
Coding region: 121-438 (105 amino acids)
Biological process (GO): RNA polymerase II preinitiation complex assembly; transcription initiation at RNA polymerase II promoter
Cellular component (GO): transcription factor TFIIA complex
Molecular function (GO): TBP-class protein binding; RNA polymerase II general transcription initiation factor activity
Source: RefSeq, a predicted model, not a curated record
AUUUUGUACAGCAAUUUCCCAGCGAACCAGGGUGACCGCUUACGAUAUUUUUAAUACUUUUAUAUAUAUUUUGAAAAUUUUAAUUAAAAAACGCAAUUUUUCGGUAAAAACAACGAAAUAAUGUCCUACCAGCUGUACCGUAAUACCACCCUGGGCAACACGUUGCAGGAGAGUCUAGACGAGCUGAUCCAGUACGGCCAGAUCACGCCAGGACUGGCCUUCAAGGUGCUCCUCCAGUUCGACAAGAGCAUCAACAAUGCCCUAAACCAGCGCGUAAAGGCGCGCGUCACCUUCAAGGCGGGCAAGCUGAACACCUACCGUUUCUGUGACAAUGUCUGGACGCUUAUGCUGAACGAUGUGGAAUUUCGCGAGGUGCACGAGUUCGUCAAGGUGGACAAGGUGAAGAUUGUGGCCUGCGAUGGCAAGAGCGAGUUCUAGCACUGUCAUUGGCCAGAGAAUAUAUUUGUAUUUGUAAGAUUUAUAUUUGUUAAGAAUCCUUUACAUCCACCAUUGGUGAAGAGUAGACGACCAUGCAAACCUAUCAAGAGUCCCACCUCGACCCACAAAAGCAACACCAGUAGAGGGCCUUGGUCGUCGAACUUUAAAAUAAAUAUCGUGAAAAUUGAGCAGACGGUAUAUUUACGGCAUUUCGGUACAUAAUCAAUUCUUCAAUCUAUUAAAUUUUAAUGGUAUAUUUAAGAACACAGAUACGUAGGUUUUUUUAUGAAUUGUCGUUCACAAAUCGUACUUGUAGAAAAUGAAUUCAUCAAUAGGAUACAAUUAUUUGGGCAAAGCUGAGAGAUCUAUAUAUUAAGUAAAAUUCGACGGAAUAUCAUAAUGGA